AUGCCCCUGUUCGCAGAGGGUACGGGCGUACCGAUCCCUUGCCAUGACAAUCCCGUCUCGCAGGGGGUAGCAGGAACCCAAGUCCCAGAUCGUAUUCGCAUCAAGAAUCGACGAAAGCGGUACCUCGAUCUUCACCCGGAAUAUUUUGGGCCGCAGCUCGAGCUGGCAGAUCCCUUGUUGUACGACCGUCUUAUACGCCGUUUCCAGACCCCGGCCGAGCGCGAGGCGGAAGGCCGACAGAAGGGGUUCUCUGGUGUUCUCGAGGCGGACCUUUAUCGGAGCGAAGCCAAGUUGGACGCGCUGAGACACCCUGACCCGAACAGCAUAUUUACCUACAAGCGAGGCCCCAGCGGGGAGAUCCUGGCGGAAGACAAGGAUGAAGUGCCUGCGAAUAAAGAGGAGGGGUUCACUCGCUGGAAGUGGGAAAUGGAGACGAGAUUUGUGAGAGGCGCUGACGAUGACUUCGAAUACGGCGCAGUUGAUCACAAUCCCGACUAUGAUGACCGCGCGACCGAAGAGCGGGAAGCUCAAGACAGAUACUUCGACGAGCAGGAACCCGAAUUUGUAGAGGGUCAGGAUGAAAAUGACGCUACGAAGAGUAAGAGUAAAGAACUGCAAGGUGAGACUGGGAUCCAGGAUUUCUAA
Capronia epimyces CBS 606.96 is the source of this 645-nucleotide messenger RNA. RefSeq lists its product as uncharacterized. NCBI's taxonomy places the organism in Eukaryota, Fungi, Ascomycota, Eurotiomycetes, Chaetothyriales, Herpotrichiellaceae. The coding region runs from base 1 to 645 and encodes 214 amino acids. The record is from RefSeq and is a predicted model, not a curated record. The transcript is spliced from 2 exons.